Molecule: messenger RNA, 854 nt
Organism: Bombina bombina (fire-bellied toad)
Lineage: Eukaryota; Metazoa; Chordata; Amphibia; Anura; Bombinatoridae
Product: gastrin/cholecystokinin-like peptide
Exons: 3
Coding region: 115-579 (154 amino acids)
Biological process (GO): digestion
Cellular component (GO): extracellular region; axon
Molecular function (GO): neuropeptide hormone activity
Source: RefSeq, a predicted model, not a curated record
CACGGCGGUUGCCGCGACGAGGUGUUCUCCUCUGCAAAGUUGUAUUUCCUAUUCCGACUCCUUGUGGGGCGAUGCUUCCUCUCCCCUCUAGGACCUUUAUGUCAGACUCCCCGGAUGAGGAGUCAGAGGUGGUUUCCAAGUUACUUCCCCAUCUUGGUGCUCUCUGGAAUCUGCGUCGCCCGAAACCGGAAGUGCCUCUUUGUUCCCUUCCAGUUGGAUCCCUGGUCCCGCUUGGUAGUCUUGCUUGUCUCUCAAGAAUUUGACAUGAACAGGAAGUUGUGCAUUAGUGUGUUUGUAGCCAUGCUUGCUACAGCAUCCCUCUGCAGACCUAUGUCCGAUGUUGAGUCAACCCGGCAAGAACCCCUGAGAAAGCUCCUUGCCACUUCUGGUCUGCAGAGGCGAGACCUCCUAGCAUCUUUGUCCCAUGACCAGAGGCACAUGAUGUCCCAACUUCUCCCACAGCUGUAUGCAGAACUUUCCAACUCAGAAGAUCACCUCCAUCCCAUGCAUGACCGAGACUACAACGGCUGGAUGGACUUUGGUCGCAGAAGCUCAGAAAAUCCAGCCCUAGAUUCCUAAAGCAAUAAUGCACCCAAUUUUAAUACACAAUUUUACCACCCCUCUCCCUUAAAUUUGACACUCUCUUGGGCAAAACAGUGCUUGGAUGUUAUUCAAUUACAUGGUGUUAUCUCCUUGUAUGAUGUAUGAGAUUUGUACACUCCCCAGCAGGAAAAAAAAGGAUAAAGACUCAAAAUUGCCAAAUAUUCAUUUUAAAAGAACAUUUGUGUCUAGUUAUUGUCAACUUAAAUUUUUCUGUUGCUUUAGAAUAAAAUAUUCUAAUAAAAUAAACACAA